This is a messenger RNA of Suillus bovinus, 1029 nucleotides long. Its product is annotated as chaperonin 10-like protein. The transcript has 3 exons. Gene Ontology annotation, molecular function: alcohol dehydrogenase (NADP+) activity. Gene Ontology annotation, biological process: alcohol metabolic process. Bases 1 to 1029 code for a protein of 342 amino acids. Lineage: Eukaryota; Fungi; Basidiomycota; Agaricomycetes; Boletales; Suillaceae. The record is from RefSeq and is a predicted model, not a curated record.
AUGGCGGCAGGUCACGGUAUCGAUUUCACUGUCUUCAAAGGCUCCUCCAGCGGGAAGAUCGUUACAUCAACAACUCACAAAGACGGUCUCAAGCCUGACGAGGUCCUCCUCAAAAUCACUCACGCCGGCCUUUGUGGUACAGAUCUGCACUACAAGACAACUGACAUGGUUCUCAGCCAUGAAGGCGUCGGCGUCGUGCAACAGGUUGGUUCCGAUGUCACCACCUUCAAAAAGGGCGACCGCGCUGGCUGGGGAUACCUGCAUAACUCCUGUGGGCAUUGUGACGAGUGUCUCAGUGGAAACGAAAUAUUCUGCUCAAAACGCGCCAUGUAUGCGAACGCCGACUUAGACCAAGGCGGCUUCGCCUCGCACGCUAUCUGGAAAGCUGGCUUCCUCUUCCAUAUCCCCGAUGAAAUCUCUUCUUCCGAAGCAGCUCCUCUUAUGUGCGCCGGCGCGACCGUCUUCAACGCUAUGCACCUCCAUGGCAUGAUAUCCACCGACCGGGUAGGUAUUAUCGGCGUUGGCGGCCUCGGUCAUCUCGCUAUCCAGUUCGCUGCGAAAAUGGGUUGUCAGGUCGUGGUGUUCUCCCACACAGAGGAUAAAAGGGAGGAGGCGAUGAAUCUUGGCGCGAGUGAGUUCUACGCGACGAAGGAUGUCCAGACGCUCGAUAUAGGGGCACCCCUCAAGCACCUCUUUGUCACAACAUCCCAACAGCCUGAAUGGAAAUGCUACCUCAAGACUCUGACGCCGCAUGCCAAGAUAUACCCGCUUACUGUGUCCAGUGACACCCUUACCUUGCCGUAUAUGCAGCUCGUCGUUAAUGGUAUCACGCUCCAAGGCAGUAUCUGCCCUUCGCGUGGAACACAUGUCAAGAUGUUGAGGUUUGCAGCAUUUCAUGGCAUCAGGCCCAUCGUUCAGGAGUUCCCGAUGACCGAGGCUGGCAUAGAGGAGGCGAUAGAUAAGCUUGAGAAAGGAAAAGUGAGGUACCGUGCGGUUUUGGUCGCUAAGAAUGACGUUUCUGGUAAGUAA